Messenger RNA from Theobroma umbraticum, 771 nucleotides. It is a transcript of the gene HTB4, whose product is annotated as Histone superfamily protein. Gene Ontology annotation, cellular component: nucleosome. The record is from RefSeq and is a predicted model, not a curated record. Gene Ontology annotation, molecular function: DNA binding; protein heterodimerization activity; structural constituent of chromatin. Lineage: Eukaryota; Viridiplantae; Streptophyta; Magnoliopsida; Malvales; Malvaceae.
UCCCCACUCACAAUCAGACGCCAAAAAGGAAGCAAAUUUUCCAACUUCUUUACUCAAAACUUUCGUUGUUUUCCAAAAAGAAAGGGAAGAGAAAUUCUCAAUGGCGCCAAAAGCUGAGAAGAAGCCGGCCGAGAAGAAGCCAGCUGAGAAGCCAUCGGAGGAGAAGAAGACCACCGUCGGCGAGAAAGCCCCUGCUGAGAAGAAACCAAAGGCCGGGAAGAAGCUUCCCAAGGAAGGCGCAGCAGCCGGAGACAAGAAGAAGAAGAGAGCCAAGAAAAGCGUUGAGACCUACAAGAUCUACAUCUUUAAGGUGCUCAAGCAAGUCCACCCAGAUAUCGGGAUCUCAAGCAAGGCCAUGGGAAUCAUGAACAGUUUCAUCAAUGAUAUAUUCGAGAAGCUUGCUCAAGAGGCUUCUAGACUCGCAAGGUACAACAAGAAGCCCACCAUUACAUCCAGGGAAAUUCAGACUGCUGUUAGGCUUGUACUUCCUGGAGAGCUUGCCAAACACGCUGUCUCGGAAGGCACUAAGGCGGUGACCAAGUUUACUAGCUCUUGAAUUUUGGAGGGUGAAAAUGUUAGGGUUUCUGUAAUUGGGGGAUUUUGUGAAUUUGGUGCCAUUUGGGAAUUAAGGGUUAGGAUCUUAUGGUAGUGUUAUUUGAUGUUUGCUCUUUAUAACUUUUAGUUGGUUAAUGUAGUUUUGAUGGAUGUAAGUACUUUGGAUUGAUGGAUUUAAAAUGCUUGAAAUGAAAAUGCUUCUUUUUGUUCGAUAAA